AUGGGCCUUGCGGUCCAAUCGCACAAGUGCCUCGUCUACCAGACAGAGUCCUUUCUGUCCAGGGAUUUGGAGGCUUUCACGAGCCUGGGGAUCGAGCCUCCCGGACCGUCUCGAGAGGAUGGGGCGGGUGCUACCUUGGCUUCCGAGGUUGCGCCAGCCCCAGACAGACGCCCGCCUUCUUUCAACGUGUGUCAGCACUCGUCCGCAGUACUUGUCGAGGACCGUCCCUCCCUCGCCCGCAGUGCUCUCCAGCUUCACACGGUGGGACACACGGUUGGGAGAGACUUUUCAGCAACUUUUAGCGCCAGGGACGUGGGCUUGUCGCGAGGACGUCCGAGAGGCCACCCUAGAUCAGGUCUUCUUCCCCAUCCUUCCCCGAGCCGCCUUCUGGAUGCGCAUGUUUUGGAGGUCGUGCGUGCCCGUCACACCUCUCCCUUGCACCUUGCCCGUUUGACUUCCCUUCAGGGCGGAGGUGCAGGAGCGUGGUUGCAGUCGGUGCCGUAUGCCGAUCCACUACGCUUCCCGGUGGCAGGUGGCUUCAUUAUCCCGCCUAGCGUCGCCACUACCAUCGACGACACUGUGAAGUUCAUGCUUCGAGAUUUUGCUGUCGAAGCGGGCUUCGCGGUGAAGGUGGAGGACUCUUUGCUGUUCACGCAGCUAGAGGCAGCCUGGGCGAGACUGCAGGGACAGCCGGCAGUGGGAGAGGGGGCGCGAGCUGAGGGGCCGUUGGAGCAGGGGGGCGAGGCAAGACAGCCGGGCGGCGGGGGGCAGUGGGGACAGCAUCAGCUGCGUGGCCGGGUGGCGCGAGGGGUGGGUGGGCAGAGGGGACGGCAGGGGGAGCAGUCCAGCCACGGCAGGGAGGGGGGACAGCAGGGGCAGCAUCAGGAGAGCCAGCAGAUGCCGCAGGCUCCAGGAGCUACGUUUUCGGGCUCGGGCUCAGGGGUGGGGCAAGGGCGAGAGCAGCAGAGAGCGGACAGAUGUACAGGGGGGGGAGUGAGAUUGGGAGGGGAGGAUCAGGGGGUGAGAGAGGCAGCAGGGGAUCGAGCAGAGGGGUUGGGAGGGGUGGAGGAGGGUAGAGAGGGGGAGGGGAGAGGACAGGUGGGUGGAGGAGAGGAUAGGGGGAGAGAGACGACUGGAGAGGAGGUACCGAGGGACCAAACAGGGCAGCAGCCAGCGCAGCAGCAGGGACCAGCCGGACGCACAGGCCGAGUAGGCACCCCCUCUCGCAUCCCAGACCUCACCUGCCGCGAUGUUGGGCAGACGUUGAUGGUUAUUGUGGAUGUCUCCAUAGCAGUCCCACAGCGGGAGGGGAACGUGCAGCUGAGACGGGCGACCCCCACACAGAUUGGAGUGGCAGCAGCUAGGCGGGUGUAA
Closterium sp. Yama58-4 is the source of this 1374-nucleotide messenger RNA. Lineage: Eukaryota; Viridiplantae; Streptophyta; Zygnematophyceae; Desmidiales; Closteriaceae. The record is from the annotation of a GenBank genome assembly.